AUGGGCAUCUGUUUAUCCUCCACCAAAGUCAGCGGCUCCAGCAGCAACAACGCCGGUGCUUCCAAUCGCAACCGAAAAUGUUCGGCGCCCGUGCGGGGGGAGACCGUGACGGCGCAGAAGCAGCAGCCAUCGCAGGGUCAACGGCGACGCGUGCCGGAUGAUUCUCAGAAGCACCCACGCCCCAGGGAGAAAACGAGCACGCGUCGCCAAGGGGGACACGUCCCCUGCGGAAAGCGCACGGAUUUCGGGUACGAUAAAAACUUCGACAAGAAAUUCUCGCUCGGGAAGUUGUUGGGACACGGGCAAUUCGGUUACACCUACGUCGGGAUAGACAAAGUAAAUGGGGAUCGUGUCGCCGUUAAGAGACUCGAGAAGAACAAGGUAUUCAGUGUUACGCUUUCUGUUCUUCCGCAGGGACGGGAUACCCAGUUUAGAUUUUGUGAUCGUUAUGCGGAAAUGGAAAUAUGUUUGUGUUCUUUUUCCAAUUUUGGUUGA
This is a messenger RNA of Sphenostylis stenocarpa, 495 nucleotides long. The record is from the annotation of a GenBank genome assembly. NCBI's taxonomy places the organism in Eukaryota, Viridiplantae, Streptophyta, Magnoliopsida, Fabales, Fabaceae.